Homalodisca vitripennis (glassy-winged sharpshooter) is the source of this 1921-nucleotide messenger RNA. RefSeq names its product cilia- and flagella-associated protein 58-like. Gene Ontology annotation, cellular component: cytoskeleton. NCBI's taxonomy places the organism in Eukaryota, Metazoa, Arthropoda, Insecta, Hemiptera, Cicadellidae. The transcript is spliced from 11 exons. Bases 1 to 1881 code for a protein of 626 amino acids. The record is from RefSeq and is a predicted model, not a curated record.
AUGCUUGAAAUCACCAAUGAUCUCCAAGGAGUUCAUGAUCGAGCAGAUGACAUCCUCCUUGUGGCUUAUCACCAAUCUGUUGAAGAAGCGCAAGUAGACCAUGAUAGAAACCUGGAAAAUGUAAAGAAAAGGCUUGAUCACGGAAAUACGAAUGAAGAGGAGAUAGCGAAACUAGUGUCCGAAGUGGCGAAAACCUCAACAAUCCAGGAGUCAUUCAAGAAGAAGUUGAACAAGAUGGAGGGCAAGCGGAACAUCCUGGAGGAGCAAAAAGCGAAGGUUUUGAUGGAGCUUCAGAUGGUCCAGCGGAGUCUCAAGGAGGAGAAGCUGAGGGGGAACCAAGACCGGAGGAUGCUGGAGAAUGUUGCUAGGGAGAGGGACAUCAUCAACAAGAGUCUCAUCAAAGCCAACUCACUUGUGAGCGAGAAAGAGAGAGUGGCAAAGUUGACUGAUCAAGCCAAGCUCUACCUAGAACAUGAGAUCGACAAUAACAAUGCAGAAAUCAACCGCCAAGUCCAACACAUCACAUCACUGGAGAAAGAAAAAGAUCGCCAUGUAGCUGAUGCAGUGAUUCUGACCAAGAAACUAGAAGCAGCGAUCGAGGACAAUAAGCUGCAACAGAUGGCUCUCAACGACUACAGAAAGAAACUGACGGAGACGGAGGCUAAGCUGUCGAUGAAGGUUGCGGAAUGUGAGAACGUCCGAUAUGAGCUCAACACUUGCUGCAAGAAUCUCAAUGAAGCUCAGGAGGACAUAACCGAGUACAAGCACAAGGCCAAGGUGAUGACUCUCCAGAUAGAGCAGCUCAAAGAGGACAUUGCUGGCAAAGAGGUACAACUGAUGAGAGAGCAACUGGCCCUGCGCAAGGCUCAUGCAGAGAAAGAGGCGAUGCGGGUGGAGACGAUGAAGGUGGAACACGACCUAAAGGAGGCGAAACAGCAGUUGACCAAACUGGAGGCAGAUCUCAUUAGCCAGCUGCACAUUAUACGCGAGGCAGACGCUCAGCGUGAACGUGACCAGAAGGAAAUAGAGCAGUUAACCAAUGCUCGGGACAUAAUUAACGCCCAGCUGGUGAGACGCAAUGAUGAGCUGGCCAUGCUGAGAGAGAAGACCAAGACGCUACAGAGCAGUUUGGACGCAGGGGAGAACCACUACUCCCAGAGACUUGAGGAUAUCCGGAUACUCAAGCUGGAGAUACAGAAGCUCAGCACUGAGAAAGACGUGUUGACACGUAACCUCACCAACAUGGCAGACCUGCGGACAGAGAUCCAUCACCUGGAGAAGGAUAUGAGCAAGGAGCGGCUGAAGGCUCGAGCGCUGGAGGAGGAGCUCCAGAACCCCCUGAACAUCCACCGCUGGAGGAAAUUGGAGGGAUCGGACCCGUCCAAGUACGAGCUACUGCACAAAGUGAAGGUGCAGCAGAGGCGGAUCCUGGAUCAGGCGACCGCACUGGUGGAGGCGGAGCAAAAAUGUGUGGACCUCGAGCGUAGGCACGCUCACCUCGACCAGAUGUUGGCCCGAUACCAGCACCAGCAGCCCGAGAGGGAGAGAGCAGAGAGCUGCAAGCAGCGGCUCACUCAGUCGGAGAAGAAAGUCAAGUAUCUACUCGGGGACCUGCAAAUGAGGAUGGAGCAAGUUAAUGAGUUGAAAAUGGAACUGGAGAAAACUAACAAUGAGAUCUUAUCUUGGAAGGAAAAGUUCUAUGAACAGAAAAAGCUAAUCGAGAAGUUAAAGGGAAAGCCAGUGGAUAAGACGAUUUCUUGCAUAAAGCCAUCAAAAAGUGCCAACGCUCUGGAGGAAAAGGGGAAGGAAGAAUUACCUCCAUUGCCUUUAAAAACUAGAUUCAUGGGUGGAGGAUUUAAUAUAUCUAACAGCUCAAUUUAAAAACUUAAAAAUUGUUAAUAAAUUAUUUUUUACUUUUUGA